AUGUUUGCGAAAAGAAUGGAUCACUUAAAGAAAUUUCUGAACGGUGAUGUCUGGUCACUUCACGCCUUCAAAGAUAUCACACGCUUUAAAAGGCAGUCUGUGGACAACAAUAUCAAACCAGGUAACCUGGAAGAACUGCUUCAAUCAGCACCACAAGAAUGGCAGGUAGAACCAGCAUCUGAGUUGCAAGAGCUUAGCAUCGAAGGAAGAAGUCCUCGUAGUGAUGAGCCCUUGACAAAAAAUAUUCAAUGUCAAGGCCCUCCAGGAGCUGCAGGGCUUGAUGGAUGGGAUGGAACCGAUGGAGCCACGGGUCUUGAUGGUCCUCCUGGAGUUGACGGGUUGCUGGAUGUGCUUGAAGACGGAUGUCUCGUGUGUCCGGCUGGAAAGCCAGGCAGACCUGGUCCUCCAGGAGAGAGAGGAUCACCAGGCGAAAAAGGAAUUAAAGGCGCUACCGGCGAAAGCGGUGAAAAUGGAAACCCUGGCGAAGCUGGUGUCGAAGCAGGACCCAUGGGAUUCCCUGGAGAGCCAGGACCCCAAGGAGCGCCAGGAAUACCAGCUCCAGACGUCAUUACCGGUAAAGGACGACUAGGUCCACCAGGUUCACAGGGCACUACAGGAGAGCCAGGACCAGACGGAAUACCGGGCGAGUCCGUCCCGAACACGGAGACCGCUGUGGGUGCAAAAGGAGCGCCAGGCCCACCAGGAAACGAUGGCUUGAAGGGUGAACGAGGUGAACCAGGCCCUGACGGACCACCUGGUCAAGACAUUGAGUAG
This is a messenger RNA of Cooperia oncophora, 774 nucleotides long. The record is from the annotation of a GenBank genome assembly. NCBI's taxonomy places the organism in Eukaryota, Metazoa, Nematoda, Chromadorea, Rhabditida, Trichostrongylidae.